CAUCUUUUCCUCUCUUCUCCUCUUCUUCCUUCACAUCCAUUCUCUUGUGGCUCUAUUAACGUUCCUUUUUUCUUUUCUUUUUUGUCGCUCCUUUUUGGUUGGCCCACCCAAGUCUCUCCUUUGAACGCCGCGUUUGUUUAUAGCUUUCUAUCUCUGCUGCUUUCCCUUCUCCCAUCACUUUACACGGGAUCACACGGAGACCUUCUGAAACCUCCAUGAUAUAGCUAUUGCUCUGACCUACCUGCCCUGUCUCGUGCAGCGCUUCACUUUCCUUUAAUUCCCUCUACGCCCUUCCGCCAUUCCUUCUUUUCUUUACACCCAUCAUCUCACACCAUCCUCACCAUGAGCUACAUUCAUCCCUCAUGGAACUACCCUGGCCAUUCGGGUCUCCCAAUGGACCACACCCUCGCAUACGACCCAAGCAUGGUUCCUCCCCCCAUGAUGCACCCCAUGGACGGAUACUGCUACCCUCACCCACCCAUGGAGAUGAUUGACUACUAUCACCAACCCAUCAUGGACUACGACGAAUACACAGAGAAUCUCUCCCGCCCACGCUUGACCAAAGAGCAAGUCGAGACUUUGGAGAACCAAUUCCAGGCUCACCCUAAACCCAGCAGCAAUACUAAGCGUCAAUUGGCAGCUCAGACUAACCUGAGCUUGCCUCGUGUUGCUAACUGGUUCCAAAAUCGACGCGCCAAGGCGAAGCAACAAAAACGUCAGGAGGAGUUCGAGAAGAUGCAAAAAGCCAAGGCCGAGGCGGAGGAGCUGGCUCGUCGCAAGUCGGAUUCUUCGGAUCAACCGUCGGGAUCUCAGUCCUCUGCCAAGGAGGAGCCAGAGCGAUCUCCGAACCCGAAACAAUUGUCCAGCGUGAAGGCUGAGAGCAGUGCAAAGGCUGAGGACAUUAAGAAGCAUCAGAAAACGAAGAGUGAGUCUGCCCGCGACGCAACCUUCGCAUCAUUGCAGCGAGCACUGAACGCUGCAGUUGCUGCAAGGGAUCGUUUCACCCGCCGGGACUCGCACACCAAGCACGAUUCGCCUAUUGAAGAAGAGCCAAUCUCUCCAUCGUCGAUGGCCCCGCCCAAGGCCCCUAGCACACAGGAGAACAAGGGUCAGGUUUCCUACCAGUACCAGGACUGGCCUGAGGUUAAAGAGCCGGCUCAGUGGACGCCUCACGGUCACUCCGAGGUUCCCUCUGUUUCUCAAAAUGUGGACGCAUUCACAGGUGCCCAGUUCUCUCAGCACGAGGAGUGGGUUGAGACUCCGAAAGAGCAUAUGCAUGCCGUUGGAUCCGAUGCUAGUCUUGGUUACACAAACAUGCAAUACCCCAUGACCAUGCAGACUCCCGAUAUCUCUGUCACUCGCCGUGAGUCGUCGAGUGCCCUCACAGCUUCUUUGGAGGGAAUCGGUAUCUGCACACCUGGAUCUUCGGCUAUGUCGCAGUCUUCUAGCCAGGCUGACGGAUCGUGGAAAGGACCGGGCCAGGAGCUUGAUCUCGCCGCUCGGCGAAAGCGCCCCCGUCCCGCUGCCAUUGGCACUUCUAACACUCGUUCCCUGGCUGCUUCCACCUCUAUGUCUUCUCUUUCUCCAACUAGCCGCAUGCCUAGUUCGGGUGCUGGUAACUCGAUGAGGCAUUCCAAGUCGGCCCAGUGCCUAAACAACAGAUAUGCCGGUGUUCGCAAGGCCUCGGCGGCUCAGCGCUCUCCUCUCAACUUCACAUUCGCCGAGUCGGGCUCCAUGAAGUCUAGUAAGGCUGAGAUGCUGCGGCCGUCGGUCUCGUCAACAAGUUUGGCCCCGCCAACCCCCUUGACCCCUCAGGACUUCCAGCACUUCAUGCCGGCUUCCCCGACCGAUAGCUACUGCUUGUCCGCGCAUUCCACCACUCAAUUCUUCCCCUCCUCGCAGCCCAUGCAAGUGAACAUUGCCUCCCCUCCCACGACUCCCCUGGAUAUCUACUCUCCUUUCACCUAUCAAAAUGGCGCCCCGCCGAUGUCGGCACCGGCUCAAGUCAGCAACUUUCCCGAGUAUGUAAACUGUGAUACGGUUCCUAUGACCGCUCGGAGCUGGGCAGACACAACUGCUCUCUCCUCGCCGGAAUACCCGGCCGGUCUUCAAGUGCCCCACUCCAGUACCGUCUCACCGAUUGGCUACGAUGGUUCAGUCGACGGCCGUGGGCAUGGCUUCAUGGAGCCUGUUUCUGGCUCACCGCCCUUGAUCUACUCGAUUGAGGAUACCGACAUGCCUAUCUCAACAGCUGGUGGGGAAAGGAAAGCCUCUGAGUUCGCUAUGCACGAGUUUCACGAGCAGCCAGAGGCUCAUCAUUUCGCCGCUCACCAGAUGGGGUCUGUUCACAAGCCAAAGGCAUACACCUUUGCGAACAACUCCACACCAGGCCACUACCCCUGAUGCAGGCUUACCGUCGCUCGAUGGAUGAAUGAGAAAUGUACCGCGAUAAAUAUGCUUUUGUUGGUCUAGGAAGAACCGCUACGCAACGUCUCGUCCCCUGCGAUUUGUUCAUUUUUUUUUACCCUUUCGCCUACCUACGGGUGGCUUGUCUAUUCAAUCACUCCAUGUGCGGAGAAACACUGUCACUUUUUUUCUCCCUUUUUCCCCUACAUACCUGGGCUUUUCUUUCUCUUCUCUUGUCUUUUUAUUUGGUGUCAUCCCUUCGGGGAUUUUUGUUUACAUAUUGGGAGCAGCUUUUGCAUUGUGUUUAUUGGCCUGGGAUUUAUAUUGGUGUGAUACGACUUUUUAAUUCUUGCGAGCCCACGGGCUCGAUAUUAUCUUCUUACCUUCGUUUGAUAUUAUUUUUGGAACCGGUUCGGCUUUGGAUUGGGAACUUGGACUUGCAUAUUUGGAAGCAUUUGGCUAUUUUUGAUAUAUACUGUCAC
Penicillium pulvis is the source of this 2888-nucleotide messenger RNA. RefSeq lists its product as uncharacterized. Gene Ontology annotation, biological process: regulation of transcription by RNA polymerase II. The record is from RefSeq and is a predicted model, not a curated record. Lineage: Eukaryota; Fungi; Ascomycota; Eurotiomycetes; Eurotiales; Aspergillaceae. The transcript has 2 exons. Gene Ontology annotation, molecular function: DNA binding; DNA-binding transcription factor activity, RNA polymerase II-specific. The coding region runs from base 343 to 2403 and encodes 686 amino acids. Gene Ontology annotation, cellular component: RSC-type complex; nucleus.